UCUAGUGGAGAGGAGAGUUGGAAGCAACAACAGGGACAACAACAGCAACCUCCUUCAGUUAACGAUAAAAGGUCAUUUCCGGAUACAGAAAUGGACUUUUCUAUGGCACCUACUUCCUCAACUACACUUUUGCCUUGUUCCCCCAGCAAUUUUCUUCUUCAAACAGACAAUUCUAAUAAUGAUUUAAAGCAACAACAACCUUCAACCGAUUGUUUAGCUUCAACUUUAUCUUCAUUCGAUUCUGACGAUGUCAAUAAUCUUUCUGAUUUUGGUACUUUAGUAGGUACUUUUUGCCCUAGUUCUUCACCAGUCUGGGGGGAUAUUGAUUUUGGAUAA
Molecule: messenger RNA, 336 nt
Organism: Meloidogyne enterolobii
Lineage: Eukaryota; Metazoa; Nematoda; Chromadorea; Rhabditida; Meloidogynidae
Source: the annotation of a GenBank genome assembly